This is a messenger RNA of Dipodomys spectabilis (banner-tailed kangaroo rat), 7850 nucleotides long. It is a transcript of the gene Limch1, whose product is annotated as LIM and calponin homology domains 1. The transcript is spliced from 35 exons. Gene Ontology annotation, biological process: positive regulation of stress fiber assembly; regulation of focal adhesion assembly. NCBI's taxonomy places the organism in Eukaryota, Metazoa, Chordata, Mammalia, Rodentia, Heteromyidae. Gene Ontology annotation, molecular function: myosin II head/neck binding. Gene Ontology annotation, cellular component: stress fiber. The record is from RefSeq and is a predicted model, not a curated record.
GCGCUCCUGCGGCAGCGGCCGUGCUCUUCCCGGCGGCCCAGCGCGCUCCGGCAGCGGACCCCGGGCUUCGCAAAUGGCUUGUCCCGCGCUCGAUCUGGAAGCUCUUCAGCCCCUGCAGCCCGAGCCGCCCCCCGAGCCCGCCUUCUCCGAGGCGCAGAAGUGGAUCGAGCAAGUAACUGGCAGAAGUUUUGGUGAUAAGGAUUUUCGGACAGGAUUAGAAAAUGGAAUCCUUCUUUGUGAGUUGCUGAAUGCUAUAAAGCCAGGACUUGUUAGAAAGAUCAAUAGAUUGCCUACCCCCAUUGCAGGAUUGGACAAUAUCAUCUUAUUCUUGAGAGGUUGCAAAGAACUCGGCCUUAAAGAAUCUCAACUCUUCGACCCAAGUGACCUCCAGGAUACCUCCAACAGAGGCCCAGUCAAGAGCCUUGAUUAUAGUAGGAAGCUGAAAAAUGUUUUAGUUACCAUUUACUGGCUGGGAAAAGCCGCAAACAGCUGUACUUCCUAUAAUGGAACCACACUCAACCUGAAGGAGUUUGAAGGAUUGUUGGCUCAGAUGCGAAAGGAGACUGAUGACAUUGAGAGCCCUAAACGCAGCAUCCGAGACAGUGGCUACAUCGACUGCUGGGAUUCAGAGCGCAGCGACUCCCUCUCCCCGCCUCGCCACGGCAGAGAUGAUUCCUUCGACAGCCUGGACUCAUUCGGCUCCCGCUCCCGGCAGACCCCUUCUCCAGAUGUAGUGCUCAGGGGAAGCAGUGAUGGGAGAGGAAGCGACUCCGAAUCCGACUUGCCUCAUCGGAAGCUGCCAGAUGUAAGGAAGGAUGAUAUGUCUGCACGACGGACUUCCCACGGUGAGCCGAAAUCAGCAGUGCCUUUCAACCAGUACCUCCCAAACAAGAGCAACCAGACAGCCUAUGUCCCUGCCCCUCUGAGAAGGAAGAAGGCAGAGCGAGAGGAGUACCGGAAGAGCUGGAGUACUGCCACUUCCCCCCUGGGUGGGGAGAGGCCCUUCAGCUAUCCUGAAACCAUAGAGGAGGAGGGAAGUGAAGUGGGGUCUCCUACUGAAGAAGACCCCGUGGGCCCGAUGGGCCCGGCUGGUGGGUUAGAACCAAGCCACUGCAGCGGGGAGGAGCAGCCUCCCCAAGAGGCGGCUGUGAUGGCUCCAGUUCCCAAGCUGGAUGACAAAGACAAGAUGGAACUCCAGAAGCGCAGGAGACUGGAGCAAGCUGGAAUCAAGGUCAUGCCUGCUGCCCAGCGCUUUGCCAGUCAAAACCAAUCAAGUGAAGAGAAAGAAGCUGUUUGUGAUAUUAUCCUUCGCAAGGAAAAUCCUUUCCUGACCCACCAACAUAGCCCAGAGUCAGAAGAUGAAGCUUCGAGCAGACUGCCUGACCUUGAAAAGGAUGACUUUGCUGCCAGGAGAGCCAGGAUGAACCAAAGCAAGCCAAUGGUGCCUUUACAUCAACUCCUCUAUGGGCCUUAUCGAAAAAAAGAUGCUGAGAAAUCAGAUGGCAGCAAACAACUGUCAAAGGGAAUCCCAGACAAGAAAAGUCUAGAAUAUAAAAGAAACCAAGGCCAAAAGGAAGAGGUGAAGGAUACGGUGACUUGUGUGAUCCGAGCUCAGGAGAGUGACGUCAUGGCAGAGGGGACCAGGAAGAUGCCAGACCUUCACAAGGAUGACCUGGCCCAGCGGAGAAUCCAGGGCAGCUGGGGCCCUCACCGCGAGGCUCCGAGCUUCAUUGCCCUCUCCCCCAUUACGGAAGCUGAUUUGCAGACCUGGGAGAGACUGCAGGUGUCAGGAGGCACAAGGGACGGAGAUGCGCAGCACACCUGUGCAGCCCCCGAGCCAUCCCCAGAAAUCAAUGCAGAAACGGCCAUCCGAGAUGAUUUUGCCAGCCGCAAAGCCAGGGCCUAUAAGAAAGCGUCCAGCCCUAAGCAGAAGUUUGUGCACUUUGGGCCAGUGACAGAGAUAGAUCAGCAGAAAUGGAAGCGACUCAGCAUUGGCAAGGCUGGACCUAGGGAGGAUGUAGUGGUCGAGCGUGACAGCGAGAUGCCAGCUUCUUCUUCUGGGUCCCCUUGCUCAGCGGCUACUUCCAGAAUAAAGGAAGAGCGAGUGUUUAGCUCGCAAAAUGACUGCAGGAUAGUGAAUUCUGGCACCAACGACUAUGGCAAAAGAGUCUUGUGGCUGGCUCCUGUGCCAGAGUCUCCAGACGAGCAGGUCAGCCCAAAGUGGGCAGAGGAAGUUACAUCCAAACAUCUGCCACAGGAUGGCAAAGAAGAAGAUGAAGGAGUUGCUCAAAAAGAUCCUGAGAUGGCAUCACCAGUAGGAAUUUCGUCGGAGGAGUGCUGCCAGCCACUAGUUUGUCCUCCAGCCUCUCAAUGGGAGACUUCAGGGACAGAAGAAAAGCCAGAGAAGAUGACACCUCCUGCCUGGCGUGGCAGUAGGCCAAAUGGUCAAAGAUUGUUGACUGAGGCACAAAAGGAUGAAGUGAGGACCAGGAGAGCUGGGCUGUCCCCUGGAUAGACUGGAUCCCAACCAAACCUGGUGCAUUCGCCCAGGAGUGCACAGGAAUGCACCAAGGGUUCACUCCUGGCUAGUCAGUGAUCAGAAGGCUAUCCUGGCAAGGAUUACAGAUACGGUCCGAGAACUCCUGUGUCAGAUGACGCAGAGAGCACCAGUAUGUUUGAUGUGCGGUGUGAGGAGGAGGCUGCUGCGGUGCUACCGCACAGCAGGGCUCGCCAGGAGCAGCUGCAGCUGAUUAAUACCCAGCUGAGAGAGGAAGAUGACAAAUGGCAAGAUGACCUGGCUCGUUGGAAGAGCCGUCGAAGAAGUGCUUCCCAAGACUUAAUCAAGAAAGAGGAAGAAAGAAAAAAGAUGGAGAAGUUAUUGGCUGGAGACUAUGGGACAAGUGAACGGAGAAAAAGCAUCAAGACCUACAAAGAAAUCGUUCAAGAAAAAGAGCGGAGAGAGCGAGAGCUGCACGAGGCCUAUAAGAACGCCAGGUCUCAGGAGGAGGCCCAGGGGAUCCUCCAGCAGUACAUCGAGAGGUUCACCAUCAGCGAGGCUGUCCUCGAACGCUUGGAAAUGCCAAAAAUCCUGGAAAGAAGCCAUUCCACAGAGCCAAACUUAUCCUCCUUCCUGAACGACCCCAGCCCCAUGAAAUACCUGCGGCAACAGUCCCUGCCUCCCCCCAAGUUCACUGCCACGGUGGAAACCACCAUUGCGCGUGCCAGUGUUCCUGACACCAACACGGCAGCAGGCAGUGGAUCUCCAAGCAAAGUGGUCACGCCCAAAGCAGUGCCCAUGCUGACGCCCAAGCCUUACUCGCAGCCCAGAAACUCCCAAGAGGUUCUGAAGACCUUCAAGGUAGAUGCAAAAGUCAGCAUGAAUGGAGAGACGGCCCAUGGAGAAGAGGAGGACAAAGACAAAGAGGAUCUCACAGUGGCAGCCGUCCCCUCCUUAACCAAGUCCCAGAUGUUUGAAGGGGUGGCCACUGUGCUUGGCUCCCCCCUAGAGGUGAAACAAGACAACUACAGCAUCGAGAUCAACAUCAAGAAGCCAAAUUCUCCGCAGGACCUGACAGAGAUGGCGGAGGAAACCAAACUGAACAACCAAGAGGAUAAGAAUGAUGGAGGAAACCCAGGAAAAGAGAACACAGAGCUGGACACAGCAGAGCCACAGCACUUUACGACAACUGUGACUCGAUGCAGCCCAACAGUGGCCUUUGUGGAGUUUUCCUCCAGCCCCCAGCUGAAAAAUGAUGUGCCAGAAGAAGAAAAAGACCAGAGAAAGCUAGAAAGUGAAAUGGGUGGAAAAGUAGAGCUGGUGCUGUCACAAAAGGUGGUAAAGCCAAAAUCUCCAGAACCAGAAGCAACCUUGACCUUUCCAUAUCUGGAUAAAAUGCCCGAAUCCAACCAACUACAUUUGCCAAAUCUGAAUUCACAAGUGGAUUCUCCAAGCAGUGAAAAGUCACCUGUAACUACACCUUUUAAGUUCUGGGCAUGGGACCCGGAAGAAGAGCGCAGACGACAGGAAAAAUGGCAACAGGAACAGGAACGUUUGCUCCAGGAGAGAUACCAGAAGGAGCAGGACAAGCUGAAGGAAGAGUGGGAGAAAGCCCAAAAGGAGGUGGAAGAGGAAGAGCGCAGAUACUAUGAGGAGGAGCGUAAGAUAAUUGAAGACACCGUGGUUCCAUUUACUAUAUCUUCAAGUUCUGCAGACCAGCUGUCUACAUCUUCCUCUGUAACUGAAGGUGGUGGGACAAUGAACAAGAUGGACUUGGAAAACUGUCAAGAAGAAGAAAAAGAGAGAAGUCAGAAGAAAGCCUUCCAGGGAGCUGACAAUGACAUAUUGCUCAAGACCGAGGAGAGCGGUGCCCUGCAGGAGGAGGGCAGCCUGACUCCAGGGGCCCUGGCUCACUCUGCAAACCCCAUGUCAAAAGGAGUCCAUGAAGACCUGGAUGCGGAGGCCGGGACCCCACCCUGGGGGAUGAACCCACAGCUAGCUCAGGGUAAGAGUGAGAAGAGGAUAUCAAGCCCACCAAUGCACAUGUCAGAAGAUGUGAAACCAAAAACCCUCCCUCUGGAUAAAAGCAUUAACCAUCAGGUUGAGUCUCCUGGUGAACGGCGGAAGAAAAGCCCUCGAGAACACUUCCAGGCUGGGCCUUUUUCCCCCUGUUGUCCUACCCCUCCCGGACAGUCACCAAACAGGUCAAUUAGUGGGAGGAAGCUGUGCUCUUCCUGUGGGCUGGCGUUAGGUAAAGGCGCCGCAAUGACCAUCGAGACCCUCAACCUCUAUUUUCACAUCCAGUGUUUCAGGUGUGGAAUUUGCAAAGGACAGCUUGGCGACGCAGUGAGUGGGAUGGAUGUGAGGAUUCGAAAUGGCCUUCUAAACUGCAAUGACUGCUACCUGCGGUCCAGAAGUGCUGGCCAACCUACAACAUUGUGACCUGGUUUUCAAGCUUUGGGACCACUGACCAUUUCUUUAUUGGAGUGGCCCCUGCCAACUGCUUAAGAAAGGCCCAAGUUCAGGGGCAUCUCAGCAUUCAUCUAACUUCGGAAAGGCUCCUCUACAAGAUGCUAUCUGUUCUUUGUAUCACAGUGUGCUUUUCCUGUGGGGUUUUUUGUUUGUUUGUUUUUUUUGUUUUGGGUUUUUUGUUGAUUUAUUUUUGCAGUUGCACAGUAUAUACAAAAGAAUAUGGAAUUGUAAUGAUCCCGAAUAGUUGAAAGGUGUUAGUAUGGUCAAACAGGCUCAUGGUUUCAAAUAUGUUAUUCUCUUCUUUGGGAAAUAGCUAAAGGAUGCAAUAAAAAAAACUGUUACUUUUUAGUACCUGUAGAAAAUAAAGACUUUAUGUUUACAGAAUUGAGCUGCAGAAAGUGCAAGCAUGCCAAUUUGAGACAUGUGGUCUUCUCAGACAGGGGUAUAAAAUGAAUGCAUUUCAGAAAAAAUUAAACAUCACACUAAGCUCUUGUCUCUGAGCUAUAACUUUGUUUUUAAUACAAAGGCAUUAGUCCUAUAAUAUAUACUGUAAUCAUCCUGAAAACAUUUGUGUUGCUUACCUUUUGAGGUAGAAGGUAUAUUCCAAUAAAUUAUUGCACUGUUAGUAUUAGAUUUUGUGAACCUUGGAAGUCAUGUCAUUAACAUAGGCUGGUCCAGCAAAUAAAGAUGAACCCUUGUAAUAUCAUAGACAAAUGCUCUGGGACAUUGCUCAAGGGUAGAAAGAAACCAGCAGGAAAUAUUUCAAUCAUCAUUUCAAAAUUUAUUAGCAAAUCUAGAAGGAAGUUUAAUCUCCAAGAGUGGUGGGUCAGUCAGUGAAAGGCACAAGGCCCAGGAUGCUUGCUUUCCUCCAAGCACUAGGUUAGGAAUCCAGUAAGGGGCUUAAUAGAUGUAUGGAAUAUGAGACAUGGAGAUAAGACCAUCAUGAGGAAUGACCAUUGUCUGCAAGUUCUCCUUGAAGACCUGAAGCCUGGGUAUCCAAAGACAAGAAUAAAGUCCAUCCUAACAGAAUCCAAAUGGCAGGAUGUGGAAAGCCCAGGAUCCAACAUGCACUCCGCAGGAACCUACAGCUUAGAGCGGGGCCCGGUCCACCAUCUUUACUCCAGAAUUUUGGACCUUGCUCUUGAAGUUGAGAAAGUCUAGUGGAGAUCUGGUGUGAUAAAUUUCAGUUGGACAAGAAAGGAAUUGAGUGACUACAAACCAUGAUAGUUUCCAUCUCCAGGCUGUUUUGUGUUGGGUUUUUGUUUUGUUUUGUUUUAAAGACUGGGAAAAGGGGAACUAUUUAUUCUGCCUUAAGAUGAUGGCAAAUAAGUGAAGAAGGUAUUUUGUGAAUGGAGACUAUGGAUACACUCCUAACAGACUAAUAUAGGCAUAAGAAGAGAUUGAGUAGAUGUGUUACUGUUGCGUAAGCAAUAAUUUUUUUCCCAUGUCCUACGGAGUAUGGCUAGCAACUAUUUAUUUCUAUGCUAGACGGUUCUUUGCAUGUGGGUUCCAUAUAGGUGCAGAAAUUUCCUCAGCUAUUGGGGGUAUUUUACACAACUACUUUGUUCAUUUGGAUGAACUUGUUGUUGGACUGAAAUUUACACAUCCUUUCAUUUAAAAAAUGUGCCUUAGAAAAUGCAAAGCUGUUGCACAUAUCGGUGAGUAUGGAUGCAGUACAUUGAACAAAAUUGCAGCCACCUCACCCCUUCUUCGUGGAGGUGUUUGCUGUUUUACAGGAAAAAAAAAAAAAAGAAAAAGCCGAAAAAAAAGGAAAAAUUAAAAAAGAAAAAGAACCAAGUUUUGAAAACUGUACAGAUUAAAAUAGGUCCAAUAUUUUGAUGAACCACCUGCAUGUUUUAUUAACUAUUUUGAUAAUGCGAUGUUUACACUUGGCAUGAUGAUUAGUAGCGUACUUUAACCAGAAACGAUGCACAAACACAGGUAGCCAGUCAGAAGGCAUUUUUCUAGGAUCCUUUUUACAUGUGGAACUCCAUCCGUUGUGGAAGGAGGCUAUGGACAGUGCAUAUCUCCUCUGGUUUCACAGAGCCAUUUGUACGCAUUUCUUAAGUGCAGACUCACUGUAUGUGUAUGGCAGCAAGCGUGAAGUCAGGAGAGAUUUAAAACAAACCAAAACAACAACAACAAAACAAACCAUCUCCAACUGCAGAACACACUUUCCCAUCAGGACCGAUACUCACCAGCACCGAAUCAUCCUCCGAUGUUUUCUAAAUUCUAAUUGCCAACUCUUUCUAUUUCUAUUCGAUUUCUAUUUCAUUUGGAGCCGGUUACGUGGCAGUUUCAGCAAACGGGAGCUUGUUUUUUCCAUCGCAGCACAAUGAGUAUGAUCUAUUUCUUUUCAAAUAAUCUUUGAGGUCCUGAGAAAGCUAAAAAACAUAUAUAUACUCAUCUCUGUUCAGCUCUAAUGUAAAUGUGUUUGUUUUAAAAAAAAACAGACAAGGCGAGAGAUUUAUUGUUCCUGAGGAAGUUUAUCUGAUUUUGUUUUUUUCAUACUCCAAAAGCUUGUCCUAUCUCUUUCCUAAGGGGAAAAAAAAUGGGUGAUUCUGUUUCUCACUAGCCAAUUUUCAUGACAUUUCAUCCUUCUUUCUAGGUAGUGUUAUUAAUGCGAUACCUAUUCUAGUUAUCUAUAUACGGUUUAAGAGUUAACGAACUGAAAGAUUCACUUCCUGUGUGUGGGUCCGUCCAAAAAGAUGUAACUAUUCUGGGUGGGCUAAUGUUCUAUAUCAGUUAAACUAACUUUCAUUUACAAUAUUUAUUCUAAAAUUCCUCUGAGAAAUAGUAAAAACAAUUAAAAAUAAAAAAGUUGUCUAAAAUGCAACAGCUUUUAUAGUAAAUGUACAUUUAUAAAUAAAAUACUCAAAUC